CGUGGAAACCUACUGCGCCUCCAAUAUUGAAAUCAUGUGGAGUUGACCGGCUGUUCUCUCGUCAGAUCCCUCCCUAAUCCAACACACAAUCCAAUCAAUUUGAUGCCCCACCCUACAAGGCAUUGCGACACAGAAAAGUCCAAGUAGCUCUGACCGCACCGUGUCACAGACGCUACGCCGUCCUAAUGUCCCGUUCGAUGUCAUCUUCCCGUGGAGAUCGGACCAGAGAUCUGAGAACCUAGACAUGCGAGACCUUCAAGUCCGUGUCUCACAUGGGAUGCAUCGUCCGGCAAAUUGCAGAGAAAUGAAGGCUUCUCUCUCUCUCUCUCUCUCUCUCUCUGUCUCUCUCUUUCCUUCUCUGCCGUGGCGGUCUUUCCCCUUAGCGCAUCCGCUGGGCAGUGGAAGUUUACUGCUCCCGAUGCACGCCCACAAGAGACGCGACCCACCAACAGCAGGACAGCGUCCUGGGCAGCGGUACAAAGUGCGAUGCCUUCUCUUUACGAGGGUCACGUUAUUCCCAUGGGAAUGCGUCCCCCACUCUUCCUGUCUCUAUUAAAGGGACCGCAGAUGAUACGCCACAUAGGACCGGGCGACCGACUCAUCACGACUUCAAUACCCCGUCAAAUCGGAUUCCAUUUCGUCGAACAGUUGGCGCACGCUUUUAUCGUCUCUUACUGAUCCCAUGCUUUUGGUGUUGGCCUGGAUGUGGAUAGUCUUCCGCUCCCGUCGUCGCUGCGCGUUUGGCGAGGCAUCAGCAUCUCGUUCCCUUUCCCCCACAAAAGAAAUAUCACCUCGGUCGGUACUUUUCCCGAACACGUGACCGGCAAUAGCGGUCCGCGAGAGGGCAGAGCUACCAGGGCGGAGGAGGGUCUCCUCGCUGCAGCUUGCAUCGCGUCUCUCCGUCCACCGCGCUGGGUUUGACCGUCCGUUGCAGCAUUUACAUUUGCAGCGCUCGAGGACGCGAACGCCCCGCGCCGAGUCAUGUAGUCUUCCUUUUACCCUGCCCUCCACUGCACACGUGUCCACCUCCCACUCACCUCCGUCUCUGUCGAUACAUAUAGAGAAGCUUUCUAUAUAUAUGGCACGCCGAUACGCCUCUCACGCCAUUUCGCCCAACGCGCAUAGCAAUCGAUCUCGUCGUGGAGUGCCGAUGGCCGUGCAAGCGCACAACCCCUCCAACGCUUUCGGCAGCCGAUGAGCCGUCGACGCUUCUUCUCCCCUCUCUACCGUAUGAGAAAGAUUGGUCUUUGCUGCUCCUCACACACUCCCUCCUGCUACAUAGCAGAGCAAGGCAGAGUACGCUCGAUGACCUGCAGAUGAUGCGAGGCUACCGCGAUCCCCUGCAAUUCCAGAGCAACCUUGACCAAGGGCACGCCGGCAAGCAGCAGCUGAUGUUGAACAACGCCACGGUAUUCACCGAUCCGCAGAGUGAGCUCACGUGCAAUGCCUCCGGCUCCAGGAAGCGGGCGCGGGAGGAAUCCAUGCCGUCGCCUGUGCUCGCGCCUCAGUUCCGGGGCCCCAACUCAGCAACCGCUUCGCUGAACCCCGUCGGCGACAAGAACAUAUGCGGGGUUCUUCCCCAGUAUCGGCUGCUCGAGUCCUCUGCCACCUCCACCAGCGACCGGUUUGUUUCGGCUUCACAAGCCGUCUCCCCUCUCUUUCGUGAUCUCAUCUCCCUUAUCUACCAGCAGACCCUGGAAAUGGACGCCCUCGUCCGCUUGCAGAACGAAAGACUGCGGGCCGGACUGGAGGAGGCACGAAAAAGACACUGCCGAGUGUUCCUCUCGGCGAUGGAGCAGCAGGUCACGAAGCGAUUGAUGGAGAAGGAGGCCGAGUUGGAACGCGCCGUCCGGAGGAAUGCGGAGUUGGAGGAGAAGGUGCGGCAGAUGAGCGAAGAGAACCAGAUCUGGUUCAGCAUGGCCAAGAACAACGAGGCCGUCGUGAGCAGCCUGAAAGCCAGCUUGGGCCACGCCCUCCUCCAGAACGCCGCCGUGGCAGCCCGAGAAGGCUACGGCGACAGCAAGUCGACGCCUCUCGCGGCCGACGACGCGCACUCGUGCUGCUUCGAGGUGGAAGAAGACGACACCCGGCGGCGGAUGACGUGCAGGGCGUGCCGGGGGACGGACGCCUGCUUCCUGCUUCUCCCUUGCAGGCACGUCAGCCUGUGCAAGGACUGCGAGCCGGAGGCGAACGCGUGUCCCGUCUGCGGCUCCGCUAAGAACGCCUGCGUCCAAGUCCGAUUUGGUUCGUCUUAGCCUGAGUCUCCGGUUCAUCCUCCGGUCGGACUAGUGAACCGGCGAUGGAGUCAUCAAUUAUGUCCAUAUCCUCUCUUGUGAUGUAAACGGAGGAAGAAGCCUUCUCUCAGAUGACGAGUCAAAGAAGGCGACCCGUCAGCGUAGUCGGUGAGCCUCAAACACAUGAAAAGCUUGAAUUCUUCUUCUUCUUCUUCUUC
Musa acuminata AAA Group (dessert banana) is the source of this 2452-nucleotide messenger RNA. RefSeq names its product probable BOI-related E3 ubiquitin-protein ligase 2. Gene Ontology annotation, molecular function: ubiquitin-protein transferase activity. NCBI's taxonomy places the organism in Eukaryota, Viridiplantae, Streptophyta, Magnoliopsida, Zingiberales, Musaceae. Bases 1317 to 2255 code for a protein of 312 amino acids. The record is from RefSeq and is a predicted model, not a curated record. The transcript is spliced from 3 exons.